AUGCGGGCAGCAAUCAGUCACAAGUACGGACGUGACCACAGACUCGGUACACAGCCCUGGCUGGAGGAUUCCCUGCAGCCUGGUCACUUCCGGGGAAAUCCGUCACUCUCGGUGACGGUAUCACAGUACAUGAUAAGUUUGGGCCGCCGAAAGGUUCGAGCAGGAGAGGUGGUCACGAGUGCACGUGCAAUGGACGAACAGACCAUGAAGGAGCUGUAUGAGUACAAUGUCAAUUUCGCCAAUGAGGACUUUGGUCCGACAUCAAACAAACGGAAAGCUGAAGCACCCCAGAGCUGGGCAGGCUCUACAGUUCGACUCAUGCUGCAGCUGAUGUUCAUCACUGCCAUGCUCUUGCUGCUCCGUUUCGAAGAGGUUCUUCGCAUCACAUGGAGUGAUGUCCGGUUCGAGUACUAUCAGCCACGACGACGUCGAAUCAGGCUCAUGCUCCCUUUUCGCAAGACUCAUCAAUAUGGAGGUAUUGUGCCGUUCUUCCUGUACGAAAAUCCCGAGAAGCCAUGGAUGUGCCCGGUUCGUGCAUGGGCAGCUUGGUGGCAUCACUGUCGGUAUCUCGGUCUUGACAUGAAUGGCUAUGUUUUCCGCAAAAAAAUGGGACGAGAUGGUGUUAGCGCGAACCCUCAUGAUGGGAUGACCGCAGAUUCCUUCCUCGAGUGCUUCCGCAAUAACCUGCUCGAUAUUGGCAUUGACCCCCGGCCAUACGGGACUCAUUCUUUCCGUUGUGGAGGUUGUCAGUACCUGGCCAUGGUGCUUCGGUGGCCACUCCGUCAGAUAUGUACGUGGGGGGGCUGGGCAGAAAAUUUCGACAACCCCGGCACCAUCUUCAAGUACCUUCUCUCGUGGACUGAUGCACCCCAGCUCCAGCGAGAGGACUACUUCAAUCCCGACCGAGCUGGGAGUGAUCCAUGUACAGCAUGUGGCCGUACGUGCACGUGCGCAUGA
Suillus paluster is the source of this 957-nucleotide messenger RNA. RefSeq lists its product as uncharacterized. Gene Ontology annotation, biological process: DNA recombination; DNA integration. The transcript is spliced from 4 exons. The coding region runs from base 1 to 957 and encodes 318 amino acids. Gene Ontology annotation, molecular function: DNA binding. Lineage: Eukaryota; Fungi; Basidiomycota; Agaricomycetes; Boletales; Suillaceae. The record is from RefSeq and is a predicted model, not a curated record.